Molecule: messenger RNA, 3329 nt
Organism: Wyeomyia smithii (pitcher-plant mosquito)
Lineage: Eukaryota; Metazoa; Arthropoda; Insecta; Diptera; Culicidae
Product: ras-GEF domain-containing family member 1B-A
Exons: 11
Coding region: 1037-2653 (538 amino acids)
Biological process (GO): Ras protein signal transduction; positive regulation of GTPase activity
Cellular component (GO): plasma membrane
Molecular function (GO): guanyl-nucleotide exchange factor activity
Source: RefSeq, a predicted model, not a curated record
CGGUCUCUUCGGUUAGAAGCAAAUUGGUUUCGUGUCGCGAAUGACCUGAGUAGUAGAAAAAAAAUAGUGAACUAAACUGGCCAGAGACACUAAGUUGGUGCCACUUGAUUCGAUAAUUACCGAAGGAUUAAAUCCAUGGAUUAGCAGCAGAAUAUCAACCAGAAGAGGAUUAUCUUAUAAUGGAAACCCAUUCGAAGAGGGCAAACUGAUUUUAGUUUUCCGCAAGAUGAAGAAGUGUUUUUGAUAAAACGAGUUGUUGAUAACCAAGAGCUGUAGCAAAAGUGUGCAUGGCAGUGAAACGUGAUCAAUCACCGUGUGGCUCCGUCGUCCUGCACGCUGGUGAAUUUACUGGAGACAUGGCCGGCUAAUGGAAUUUUGCGGAAAAUUGAAGCGCUCCAUUGCAAACAAGUGAAGCGUAAAAUAGCUAGUGCUGCAAAGAGUCAUACCAGUAUCCUUUCGUGGCAUUUGAGUGCAAUUACCACGUGCAUUCCCGUUUCUCAAGUGUUGGCUGUGAGCAAAACACAUGCAGAAGUAACAAACAUCCUGCUAAUGGCUUCGCUAAUGAAAACUUAUACAUUUCAAAAAGUGAAUGUUAGUUCCAUUUUAUAGAAUCAAAAACGGGUAGAAACAAUUGAGUGCAUGGAAUGCUGUGACCUGACUCCGUGGAAGUGGACCGUAUUGUGUUAACGUGAUCAUUAAGGAUAUAAUUUGCGUGCUGGAUAAUCAUAACAAGCACGUGUUUCGUCAUCGUUUCGGAGAAGUAGCAUCAACAUUCCCACCAGCCAAGGCACGUCAUGAACAGGAUCCGCUGACACGUUGCACACUCGUAUGAACCCCUGCAGAGACAUCGGACGUAAUACCGAUAGGAGACGGUACACAGCACCGGUGGCCACUGUUGCGACCAGGAAUCAACGGUGGCGAUGCCUUGGGAGCGGUACCAUCAGGCCGAACAACAGGAUCCGUGAUACUGCAAAAGCCGAUGCCUGGUAACCCAUCCGUGUGCGCCUAUAAAUGUAUUCCCCCACCGUCUUGACGUAUGGCUAUGUACUACUAUGCAAGCAAAUUGUCAGCAGUAGCAUGUGGCACUCGUUGCCGGCAGGGAUUAACCAGACGGCAGCGUAAUCGUAACGGACGCUAUCAGGGCAAGAAGAAAGACGAUGAAGACUCCGACGAUAAUAAGAAAGAUAAAAAGACCUUAUCCUCGGUAUUGUACGACAGCGCAGACGACACAAUCGUGAUAUCGGUUGAAUCAUCAGAAAAGCCAGAAGUGUGCUGCGAAAGCACGCCCACAUUCACGAACACGGCGCUUGGCACGGGCGGAAUUAUGUACGGAAACGGCAAUAUCGUGUCCGGACCACUGGAAUCACUCAUCGAUUUGCUGAUGCCCACCAACGCCGAUGACCUAGACCAGGAGUAUGCUUUUUCGUUUUUGCUCUCGAGCCGGUUUUUCAUCCGCACGCACGAACUGCUGGGGAAGCUGCUGGAAUCGAUUCCCGAUCCAAAACCAUUCGAUCGGCUGGUGCCUCUGCUGGCCGUGUGGACCAAGAUGUUCCCGUACGACUUUCGCGAUGAACGAAUGAUGAACCACGUUAAACAUAUCGUAGCUAGAUGCGCAAACACCGAAUUAGCUCAAGUGGUGUCCGAACUACUUUGUGCCUUGUUAGCUCGCCUAACCGAACUUGAGAAACACGAAGAGGAACUUAAAAGCUAUCAAUCAACUGUUGACAAUAAGACUGAAUCAAUAAAAUGGCCGAACGCUUCACAGCUAGCACAACUUCUCUGUCUUAUCGAGCGAAAUCUGGCAAAACACGUAGGGCCGGAGGAAUUCGUGCAAUGUAGUGCUAGUUUACUCAAAGAUCCAAACCGGGAGGACUUUACUCCACGGCCCUUUGGGAGCAGCUUUCCGGUCGGACGAGUUGCACUCGACGGCAAAAAAACAUGCAACCUUGAAAGCUAUCUGGAAUGGUCUGCCAAACUUCGGCUGCUGGUGGCCAACGAAAUAUUGAAGUGCCAAAACAUUCAGGACCGCAACGACAAGGUGGAGCUUUGGAGCGGCGCAGCCCAGUAUUGCCUCCUGGUGGGGAACUACAACAGCGCCACCGCCAUCCUGGAGUCACUGGAUAUACCGCCUAUUGCUAGAUUACAAAUCACGUGGAGUAAACUCUCGACAACGACCAGCCAACAAUUGGACUGCAUGCAGCGUCACGCGGAAGGUUGUGGCAAUUUAUGGAGCAAACAGACGGAAGGAGAAACUAGUGUAAAUAAAAAGCGACGACCAGCGACAGCGGCAGCAGCAGCAGCUGCAACGCCAUCAUCGUCGUCUAUCCCUAGGUCAAAAAGCAACGAGUGGGUCGUCGUUCCGGUCUUCGUUGACAUCGUGAAACUGUCGCUCAAGUCCCGGGAGGACUGCUGCGUUAGACUCCCCAACGGGCACAUAAAUAUUGCUGCGUUCGACAGAUUGGCCGCAAUUGUCGGCGCCUUCACGAGGCACAUGUGCCAGGUCAAUCAAACACUGCCGGAGGUUGGAGAAUUCGCACAUCUUUGUUACUAUAUGCAAUCAUGCAGGCUGUUAAGCGAAACAGAACUAAUGCUGGCGUCAUUCGAGUGCGAGGAACCUACGAUUGCCGAGAAGGAAUUGUACGACGUCUCAUAGCAUCUCUGCCGGAUUGGCAGCAUUUUAAUCGAGCCCACAAUGGAUGGUAUGAGCCAUCUGCAUUUUCCCGCAGCAGAUCGGGAAGUGGUAUGUCCCAACCAAUAUCCUAAGUUGCUGGCAAUAAUACAGCCACUGCCGAUGGUAAUUCAAGACUUUUCCUCCUUCCUUUUGGCGGGACGGUAGCAGCGCUGGUUGCCGGGCAAUACCGAAGCAACGCAGUGAAUUACCAAAGGAUUGGCCCAACAAGCAGCAGCAGUCACCCAACUGGUUGUUCAAAGUGGAUCGAUUGGAUGAACGAAUUUUAAUAUGCCAAUAUAUAGUCAAGACGAGACGUACGCGCUACACUGUGGAAACAGAAUCAAGUCCCGUUCGCUAAACAUGAAUAAAUAUUAGAUGAAUUCUGUGCUGUAAAAUAUUCAAUAAAAUGUAUGUGAUUAGCUUGUAACAAUAAGAGCAACAAAAUAUGUUUCCUGUCAGGCAAUUCGAUUCCUCGUGAAAUGGUGAACGGAAUUUUAUUUGCACGUCACUACGCAACUACGUUUUUUGUUUUAUCGUUUUUAAACCAAGUACUUCAACUUGAAUUGAUCAACCUGCAUAACGAAUUGUACCAAAAACCAAACGGAUAAAACAAAAAAGAAAUAUAAUAAUAACCUAGUUGUGAUACCUAGUUUGCGAA